AUGGAUGAGACCAUGCAAAGCUUAAUUGAGCUUGAGACUGAAGCCGAGCAUCUCCUUUUAGCCCGACACCAGCUGGUUGAAAAUGACAGGGUGAGGAAUGGGAAUAGAGAAGCACUUACAUCUUUGAGGAAGAUAGCUCGGACAACCAAGACUAGUGUUCCAUCUCCUUUUGAGUCGAUAAUGAAAGAGAUUGCGGGGCCUGAAUCAAGACCUUUGGUGAAGGAGGUAUGCCCCACAUGCGGCAACCAUGACUCAAAUGAGCGCACUUGGAUGAUGUUCCCAGGAACUGAUGUCUUUGCAAGGAUUCCAUUCCAUGCUGCCCACACCAUAUUGGAGUCAGAACAAGAACAACUUGACUUCGAUUCUAGAAAGCUACAAAGCAUUGUGAAGGAAAAGUCCCUUUUGAUUUCAGAAAAAGGUGUCCUUGCGGACAAGGUGUCUCCGGGUGUGAUGAAGUCUUUGGUAACCCUGACAGACAAACCAAAGUGA
This is a messenger RNA of Prunus armeniaca (apricot), 489 nucleotides long. The record is from the annotation of a GenBank genome assembly. Lineage: Eukaryota; Viridiplantae; Streptophyta; Magnoliopsida; Rosales; Rosaceae.